GCAGAGCCCAGCCGAGCCCAGUCGAGCCCAGCCCAUUUCCAUAUAUUUGGGCUCCUUCUCCCGUCUACUUCUCCGAUUUAUCGCUUCUCUCCUCGCCUGAGCUCACCUACGAUUUAUUUUGUUAUUCCGAUCUACUUACCGGAGCUUCCUUUCUCUAUUUCCUUCCCCUGCUUCGGGCACCUUGUUAUGGCGGCUAAUUCACCGGUCCAAGAUCCUCCCACGGACGCUUCUGCUAAACAAUCUGCUCCUUCCCCCUCCCCCGCUCUUGUGACCCCUCCCCUUAAAAUCGAGACUCCUCCCUCCGACUCCGGUCAGACCCCCUCCGCCGUCCCCGCUCCCACCCCUCGCCCCGACGACCUUCCUCAACCCACUUCUCCGGAUCCAAUUCAUCUUCCCAGCUAUUCCAGAUGGUUCUCCUGGAACGGCAUUCACGAGUGCGAGGUUCGCUUCCUUCCGGAGUUUUUUGAUUCACGGUCGCCCUCUAAAAACCCUAGAGUUUACAAGUACCUUCGAAAUUCUAUUGUCAAGAAUUUUAGGGAAUGCCCUUCCAAGAAGAUCACCUUUACUGAUAUCCGAAAGACACUCGUUGCCGAUGUAGGAUCCAUUCGUAGGGUUUUUGAUUUUCUCGAGGCGUGGGGUCUUAUCAAUUACUCGCCCUCCGCGCUGAGCAAACCCCUGAAGUGGGAGGACCGGGACUCCAAGUCUAAUGCUUCCGCUUCCAACACCGGCGAACCUGGAGGUGGUUCCGCGAAUUCGUCGGCGCCUAAAGACGCUUCUAAGAGAGUAUGCAGCGGUUGCAAGUCUAUUUGUAGCAUUGCUUGCUUUGCUUGCGAUAAGUUUGAUUUGACACUUUGUGCAAGGUGCUAUGUUCGUGGAAACUAUCGAGUUGGUGUUGUUAGUUCUUCAGAUUUUAGACGUGUUGAGAUCAAUGAUGAUACACGAACAGAUUGGACCGAUAAGGAGACUUUGCAUCUUCUUGAAGCUUUGACGCAUUAUGGUGAUGACUGGAAAAAGGUUGCACAACAUGUUGGUGGCAGAACUGAGAGGGAAUGUGUCGCCCAUUUUGUGAAGCUUCCUUUAGGGGAGCAGUUUCAUGGUUAUCCAGAUUCUGAACAUAUUGACAACAAUUAUACUGUGGUGAAGGAUCAUGCCAGUGCCAAUCUUACGUUGGAAAGUACUGGCGCAUCUAUUCCUAAUAAAAGAAUCCGUCUAUCACCUCUGGCAGAUGCAAGCAAUCCCAUAAUGGCUCAGGCUGCCUUUCUGUCGUCUUUGGUGGGUAUUGAGGUUGCAGAAGCAGCUGCCCAGGCAGCUGUGAUUAAACUUUCCGAGAUGGACUUUGGAAGAGAUGGGGAAAUUGCCAGACCUAUCGCUAGGAAUACAGAAGAGCAAGGAAACGACGUUGCAUCCUGUGAACGCAGCUUGUUAAGGGGGUCUUCGAUGGAUAUGGAGAAAGCAAUAUCUCAUAUUGUAGACGUUCAGAUGAAAGAGUUCGUAGAUAAGCUUAAUGGUUUCGAGGAGGGAGAGUUGCAGAUGGAGAAGGUAUUUAAACAAUUAGACCAAAUGAAAAGUAUGCUUUUCGUUGAUCAACUAAAUCUCUUAUUCAAUAAAGGGUGUGUUCCUACUGUCGAAGACAAGAGCAAUAUGAAUGUAAGAACGUGAUUAUUAUUAUUAUUGUUAUUCUCCUCCUUAAAUGAAGCAAUAUCAGAGUAUGCCACCCUCUCUUUAACCUGGAA
Messenger RNA from Cucumis melo (muskmelon), 1733 nucleotides. RefSeq names its product SWI/SNF complex subunit SWI3B. Gene Ontology annotation, molecular function: protein binding. Lineage: Eukaryota; Viridiplantae; Streptophyta; Magnoliopsida; Cucurbitales; Cucurbitaceae. The record is from RefSeq and is a predicted model, not a curated record. The transcript has 6 exons. Bases 187 to 1659 code for a protein of 490 amino acids.